This is a messenger RNA of Cinclus cinclus, 2213 nucleotides long. RefSeq names its product Sad1 and UNC84 domain containing 2 (gene SUN2). Gene Ontology annotation, cellular component: nuclear envelope; meiotic nuclear membrane microtubule tethering complex. The record is from RefSeq and is a predicted model, not a curated record. Gene Ontology annotation, molecular function: protein-membrane adaptor activity. NCBI's taxonomy places the organism in Eukaryota, Metazoa, Chordata, Aves, Passeriformes, Cinclidae. Gene Ontology annotation, biological process: nuclear envelope organization. The transcript has 18 exons. Bases 58 to 2190 code for a protein of 710 amino acids.
GGACGGAGCGGAGCGUUCAGCUCGCCGGUGAGCCGAGCCCCCCUCCUUGCUGCCGCCAUGUCCCGCCGCAGCCAGCGCCUUGUCACCAGCCGCUAUUACCCCGGGGACGAUGAUGCCACGACCACCAGCAGCGCAUCUCUGCUGGGUGGGACCCAGCUCCCCUUCAAGGAGACCACCGGCAGGACGAUCAGGAGGAAAUCGAGUAGCACAAAGCGCCUCUCUCCAGCUCCCAGCACACAAACCUCCUACUAUAGCGAGUCCAUGAUGAGCGAGUCCUACUUGGGGGGCAGCCGGGGCCUUGCUGCCUUGGGUAGCUCUGUGCUGGAUGAUGAUCUGGACAGCAGCACAUACUGGGGUGGAGAGCUCUCCACUAGGAGGAGAAGAGGCACAGGGGACACCGAGUCCAGUAAGAUCAAUGGGGUUCUAGAGAGCAAGACAUACGACACCUACACAUCUUCAUCAGGGUACUCCUCCGAGGAUGAUUACGCUGGUCACUAUUAUUCAGGCCAGAGUAGCUCUGGGUCAGGUCUGAGAACUGCAGCCUCCAGGGUGGGCUCCUUCCUCUGGCAAGUGUUCACCUCUCCAGUUCGGUUCAUGGGGUGGCUGUUCUCGGGGCUGGCAGGGGCCUGGCACCGCCUCACUGGCAAGGCUUCCCACCUGGACAGUGUCCCCUUCUCCAGGCGGUACCCACGUCUGAAGAGGUCCCUGCUGCUGCUGCUGCUCCUGCUGCUCCUCACUGCUGCUGCCUACGGAGCUUGGUACUUCUACCCAUAUGGACUGUCACCGCUCAGCCUGCCUUCCUUCCCGUGGUGGGGAGCUGGAAAGCUUUCCUCCUCUGAUGUUCCUGGGGCAGGGGACCUGACCACGCUGGACCAGGGGGGACACAGACUCCUGGCUCGCUUCCAGUCCCUGGAGAAACGCUUUGAGGCACUGGAGGCUGAGCUGUCACGGUGGGAGCUGCGUCAUGGGGCGGCAGCAGUGGCAGCAGGGGGAGAACCACCCCCAGGGGACAUCCUUGCUCUGCUGGAGGGACUGGUGAGCCGCCGGGACGCGGGGCUGAAGGAGCGUCUCCGCACUGACAUGGCCAACCACCUCCAGGGUGAGCUGGAUGCGCUCCGAACCCAGGUGCAGAGGGAUUUAGAUGGGCGCGUGGGCAAGAUGGCACAAGCUUCCCGGGAAAUGGAAGCACGCUUGCUGGAGCUGAACUCGGAAUGGCAGAGCUCAGUGCAGGAAAAGCUGCGAGGCGCCUUCCGGCAGGAGCUGGAUAAGCUGGAGCAGGAGGUGGCCGUGCUGAGGAGGGAGCUGGCAAGCCUCAAGUCAGACCAGGAGGUGAUGGGGAAGCAUGUGGAGGGGAUACUGGAGCAGCUGAAGACUGUGAGGGCUGAUGUGGAAGCGCAAUUCCCGGUGUGGAUCAGUAGGUUCCUGUCCCAGUCCCAGCAGGAUUCUGCAGCUGCUUUCAUCCUCCAGCGGGAAGAUUUGCAAGCAGAACUCCAGGCUCUGGAGCACAAGAUCCUUGCUAAGGUCCUGGAGGACAGGAGGUUGUCAGCACGGGAUGCCCAGGCUGGUAUUGGAGUGGCCCUGCGGCAAGGAGGGACUGCAGGAGUGACAGAGGAGCAAGUGCAUCUCAUCGUGGGCCAGGCCCUGAAGCGCUACAGCGAGGACCGUGUGGGGAUGGUUGAUUAUGCCCUCGAGUCAGCAGGGGCCAGCGUCAUCAACACUCGCUGCUCAGAGACCUACGAGACACGGACAGCGCUGCUGAGCCUGUUUGGCAUCCCCCUGUGGUAUCACUCACAGUCCCCCCGUGUCAUCCUGCAGCCAGAUGUCAACCCUGGGAACUGCUGGGCAUUUCGUGGCUCCCAGGGCUUUGCUGUCAUCCGCCUCUCUGGCAUUAUCCGCCCCACGGCCGUGACGCUGGAGCACAUCCCAAAAGCCCUCUCGCCGCAGGGGACCAUCCCCAGUGCCCCCAAGGACUUUGCUGUCUAUGGCUUAAAAGAAGAAGGAGAGGAGGAGGGCCUUCUCCUUGGACAGUUCACCUAUGACCACAAUGGUGACCCCAUCCAAACAUUUUACUUGGAGGGUGACUCCGUGGGCACAUACCAGCUGGUGGAGCUUCGGGUGCUGAGCAAUUGGGGCCACCCCGAGUACACUUGCAUCUACCGCUUCCGAGUGCAUGGGGAGCCGGCGCACUGACCCCCGGCCCCGCGUGGGAUGAG